Messenger RNA from Penicillium samsonianum, 2376 nucleotides. RefSeq lists its product as uncharacterized. Gene Ontology annotation, biological process: endoplasmic reticulum to Golgi vesicle-mediated transport; endocytosis; intra-Golgi vesicle-mediated transport. Gene Ontology annotation, molecular function: GTPase activator activity; protein binding. The record is from RefSeq and is a predicted model, not a curated record. NCBI's taxonomy places the organism in Eukaryota, Fungi, Ascomycota, Eurotiomycetes, Eurotiales, Aspergillaceae. Gene Ontology annotation, cellular component: Golgi apparatus. The transcript is spliced from 5 exons. Bases 1 to 2376 code for a protein of 791 amino acids.
AUGGCCCCCGGUAUCAGCAAGCGCCAGCAGGCGCGGAAUGAAAAGACCCUGGCGGAGCUGAUCCGGACCGUUCCUGGCAAUGACCGAUGUGCCGAUUGCGAUGCCUUGACCCCAGGAUGGGCAAGCUGGAACAUGGGCAUCUUCCUUUGCAUGCGUUGCGCCGCAUUGCACCGAAAGCUGGGCACACAUAUUUCCAAGGUCAAAUCUUUAAGCAUGGAUACCUGGACAUCAGAGCAAGUUGAUAACAUGAAAUCGCACGGUAACAUGCUUAUGAACAAAAUGAACAACCCGCGGGGUAUCAAGCCACCAAUUCCCGCCGACAUUGACGAGGCCGAUGCAUGCAUGGAACGGUUUAUCCGGCAGAAAUAUCAACACCGUUCGUUGGAAAAUGGGAAGCCAAAGCCCCCGAGCAGGGAGGAUUCGAGUUACUCCAACACUAGGGCUAUGUCCCCCGUGGAGCCAAGAAGGAAUGACUAUAACAUAUCCCCCGAGGGUUCUCCUCCUCCACUUCCGCCCAAGACUGGAAGGUUUUUCAAGUUUGGUCUACGGUCGUCAUCCUCUACCUCGAACCUCCGCCGAUUUGGUGGCAAGCCCAAGGUGACUUCGCCAACCUCGGACGAUGGAGCCUGGUCACCACCAUUGCCAUCCAGGAAGACGACAGGACUUGGUGCGCCUGUCGCCGAUGUGACAACGGCAUCUUUCGAGUCCAAAAUGGCGGCAUUGCAGCAGAUGGGAUUCACUAAUGACCGACGAAACGAGAUGGUUCUCAAGGGACUCCAUGAGGAUCUGGAUCGAGCGGUCGAAACACUGGUCAGGUUGGGUGAGGGGGGCAACCCUGCAGCAAGAUCCAGGACCCCGGCCGGGACAAGCUCUGCUGCAUCCGCACGCGUAGUAAUCCCGAAGCCUGAGACGUCCAAAAACCCAUUCCCUGUCACAACCGACAACACAUUCCCUGAGGUUUCCAACAACCCAUUUGACCGGGCUGUCUCAAAUCCUGUGGCCCAGUCGCAAACCCAGCAACCACAGACCGCUUCGUACAAUCCAUUUGACCAAAUGAACUCGAAGCCGGCAUCAACACAGCCUCUAGAAUCAUCUUUCCAGGGCCUGCAGGUUUCCCAGCCCUUGUUCCCCCACUCUACUGGUGGAUACCCGAACCAGACGAGCUCCAUGCAGCACUCUGUAUAUCAACAGUCCUAUACGCCUCCGGUCACAUCGACAUUCUCGCAGUCUCCCUAUGUUACAUCGCCUCAGCCAAUGGACAACAGCUACAAUCCAUUCGACCAGGCACCGCCGCAGCCGCAGGGUGGCUUGGGUCAGACAUAUCCCAACCCCAAUGCGCCGCAAACGAACCCUUUCUUCAACACUGCGCAGCAAAAUCAACCCAUGCAGCCACAACAACAGCAAACGACCCCACUCGUAACGCAACCAGGGGGCUUUGAACCCCCUCGCCAUGCAAAUACCAUGCCGGUCAUGUCUUCCGCCUCGCCAUUUGGACCAACUGCUUCUUUCCAAGUACAGCAACAGCAGCAGCAACAACAACAACAGCAGCCGCAGCCGCAACAUCAGCCCUCAAAUGGUCUGGGUGCUUACAACCCGUUCCAGCAAGGGUUGGCGCCGAACACAGCACAAAACGCAGGCGGCUAUUCCAACCAAUUCCAGUCCCACCUGCAACCCCAGCAGGCGCAGCAACUCAUGCCUCAACCCACUGGAAUGGACAAAAACAGCAUUCUUUCAUUGUACAAUAUGGCAACCUCAGCAACCUCAGCAAACUCAACAAUACCAGCAACCUCAACAACAUCAGCAACCUCAGCAGUUCCAGCAGCCACAGACCCAACCCCCACGAUGAACCCCUACUCUCAACCAUCAAACCCAUACACCUCCAUGCCCCAGACCCAGCAAGCCACAAACUUCCAGCCUCAGAACCAGAGUCAGCCCCAGCCCCAGCAAAAUUUCCAACCCCAGCAACCUACCGCCAACGCCCAGCCCGCCACAUCCAACAACCCAUUCUUCGGCACCGCCCCCACAGGCAGCGGAUCCGGCCUCGCCGCUCAAGCAGGCAUCAACCCAUACCAGCAACAAUCCUCAGGGCUAGGAAUUGGCGGCAUGAACGGCCAACCCGGGGUCGGAACUUCUCCCGGAACUACCCCGGCCACGGGAACGAACAACUCCCCAUUUUCGGGAAUGAGCAGUCCCCCCUUUGCAGGAGCAAACAGCUCCCCAUUUGCGGGAGGCAAGUCCCCCUUUUCAGGCCCGCCGCCUACGAACUCGGCGUUUCCUCGGACACACAUGAGCCAGCCGAGCGUCGAUGUGAGCGGGCUGCAGAAUGGUCGCCAUAGCCCUGAUGCCUUUGCUAGUCUGAGUGCUCGCUAUGGUUGA